AUGCAAUUCUCAAAAGCCAAAGUUUUUGAAAACUUUCUGGAUAUAAGGUCAAGUGUCAAUCAGAAUUUGAAAUCAAUCUGCCUCCAAUCCAAUAAUGUUCACAGGAAACUUUCCACCUCUGGAGAUGAAACAUUACUUGUGGGAUUUUUUUCCUAUGUCAACCCUGAUGAACGUGCCCAGAGUUUCAAAAAAGUGCCAGUAAUUUCUGAAUAUGGAUCCAUAUUACCAAAAUAUGUCCAGCAUCCUCUUACUAUGUAUUUUGCCAUUGAUGAGAUCAACAAGAAUGCCAAGCUCUUCCCCAACCUCACACUAACACCGCUGAUUGCUCAAACUAGUUUCAAUGCCAUGAAGGCCAGUAAGUUUGUUUUAGAUUUUCUGUUUCUGAUUCAAGGGAGUCCUAUCAACUUCAAUUGUGUUGGAAGAAGGAAUCUGAACUUCUUGCCUAUCAUUGGUGACCUCACCUCACUCAAUUCCAUCCAGAUGGCCCACAUGUUGAACAUCUACAAGUUUCCACAGAUCAAUUAUGGUUCCUUUGAUCCAGUCCUGAGUGAUAAAAGGCAGUUCCCUUCCUUCUUCAGCACGGUUCCCAAUGAAAAUUUGCAAUACGAGGGGAUUGUUCAUUUACUAAAACAUUUUGGAUGGAACUGGAUUGGCCUCUUGGUCUCAGAGAAUGAGAGUGGGGACGCCUUUAUUCAAAAUCUCGAACAAAAGCUCUUCCAGCGUGAUAUUUGCAUUGCUUGGAUAGCGUUGAUCCCAAUUUUAGCAGAUGCACUCUUAAAUAGAGGUUUCAUUCAGGAACGGGUAGACAACCUAUUAGGCAUUAUCUUACAGAAGAAUGUCUCUGUAUUCCUUGCUUCUGGAACUGCCCAAUCAAUGGAGAUUUUACAAUGGGGGCUUUAUUUGCGUGAAGUUUGCCAAACCCCAAUAGAUCACAGAGUAUGGAUCAUGACCUACCAGUGGGAUUUCACUGUGAGUUUAUUGCCAAUAGAUAGCUUUCUAGUUCAGACUUUCAAUGGUUCCCUAUACUUCUCCCUCCAUAGAAGGACUGUGCCAGGAUUUCAAGAGUUUCUUGAGAAAAUAAAACCUUUGGUGCAUCCCAUUUCAUACAUUGAUUGGUUCUGGGAAUUUGUGUUUGAUUGUUCACUGCCUCCAUAUCGGAAAGGUGUUAAACGCUGCACUGGGAGGGAAAAACUCAAGGCAGUCUCUGGCUCUGUGUUUGAAAUGACCAUGUCUGGAGAAAGCUACAAUAUCUACAACGGGGUUUAUCUUGCAGCACAUGCGUUGCAAGCAAUGCAUUCAAAAAGAGCAAAAAGAGCAAAGCCAGCUCCUCUGAGGAAUCAGGAUGCAUCAAAUCUUCAGCCUUUGCAGCCAUGGGAGCUUCACUACUUUCUGAGAAACACCCGUUUUAAUAACAGUGUGGGAGAAGAAAUCUUUUUUGAUGAGAAAGGGGAGAUUGACCUGGGAUAUGACAUUUUCAACUAUGUCUCCUUCCACAAUAAAUCCUUCCAGAGAGUCCGGAUUGGAAAGAUGGUCUCCAAAUCUCUUGAUGGGAAGAAAUUCAUUAUUAAUGAAAAUAUCAUUAUGUGGAAUCACAAGUUUCAGCAGGUGGGAUUUUUGGUAAACUCUAACUUGGUAGACUAUUAUUCGGAGGUACUUCCCCAUGCCAGAUGUGUAGAGAGCUGCCGUCCGGGGUUCAGCAGGGUUGUUCAGGAGGGGAAACAUAUUUGUUGCUAUAAUUGUAGACAAUGUCCUGAAGGAAGAAUUUCAAUUGAAACAGAUGCAGACCAAUGUGAGAGAUGCCCAGAAGAUGAGUAUUCGAAUGCAGAAAAAGUCCAGUGCCUUCCCAAACGUUUCAGCUAUUUAUCUUAUGGGGAACCCUUGGGAAUCAUUUUGAGUUCUCUGAACCUUUUCUUUUCAGCUAUUCUUAUUUUGGUGGCAGUGACCUUCAUUCUACAUUGGGACACCCCCAUUGUCAAAGCCAACAACAGGAACAUCACGUGUAUCCUCCUUUCCUCUCUCCUGCUGUGUUUUCUGUGCUCUCUGCUCUUCAUAGGUCAGCCUGGGAAUGUGAGUUGCUUCCUCAGGCAAACUAUGUUUGGCACCAUUUUCUCUCUCUCGGUAUCUUGUGUCUUGGCCAAGACCAUCACGGUUGUUAUGGCUUUCCUGGCCACUAAGCCAGGAAACCAGAUGAGGAAAUGGCUAGGAAACAGACUGGCGGGAUCCAUCAUUGUCUUCUGCUCCUGUAUUCAAGCUGUUAUCUGUAUGGUAUGGUUGAUCGUAUCUCCUCCCUUCCCUGAAUGGGACAUGCAUUCACAGGUUCAAGAGAUAAUUGUUCAAUGUAAUGAAGUUUCAGAUACCAUGUUUUACAUUGUCCUGGGAUACUUGUGGCUUUUAGCCAUCAUCAGUUUUACUGUGGCUUUCUUUGCCAGAAAACUGCCUGACACUUUUAACGAAGCCAAGCUGAUCACCUUCAGCAUGCUUGUGUUUUGUAGCAUUUGGGUGUCCUUCAUCCCAGCCUAUCUGAGCACCAAGGGGAAAUACAUGGUAGCUGUGGAGGUCUUCUCCAUCUUGGGCUCUACUGCAGGCCUCCUGGGCUGCAUCUUCCUGCCCAAGUGCUACAUCAUUCUGCUGAACCCACAUCUGAAUACCAAACAGCAUCUGACUAGGAAGACAGAUUAA
Molecule: messenger RNA, 2679 nt
Organism: Thamnophis elegans (Western terrestrial garter snake)
Lineage: Eukaryota; Metazoa; Chordata; Lepidosauria; Squamata; Natricidae
Product: vomeronasal type-2 receptor 26-like
Exons: 7
Coding region: 1-2679 (892 amino acids)
Biological process (GO): G protein-coupled receptor signaling pathway
Cellular component (GO): membrane
Molecular function (GO): G protein-coupled receptor activity
Source: RefSeq, a predicted model, not a curated record